AUGGAAUUUUCUGAUGAGAUUUCUAUACUGAAGAAGAUCAUCUAUAAACUGGAGCAGGAGAACUCUGAGCUGAAGAAAGGAUACCUAGAGGUGAUGCAAGGAGAAGGUCAGUAUCACAAUGACUUCACAGAGUUAUGAGUCUCAGGUUAUUACUAAGUCUAAUAAGUCACAUCUCCUCUUGUGCCUGUCCUCCAAUUUGUCUUUCUCAGGCUGGGUUGAGGUACCAGCUUUGGGUCACCCCAUUCAUCCUGGAAUGCUGUAUGUCUGUCGCUCCGAGUCCUUCAGACCAGGUAUUUGCAGAAUCUGCAGAACAAUAUCUUGCACUGCGUUUCCUGACAUCAAAGGCAUUUUCACAUUAGACUAUCAAAUAUCAACCCAUAUUGAAUCUACCCUGUGUGACCAUUAUCUGACUGUCUUUCAGGGAUUUUAUAAUAAAGAAAUGUCUGACUUGAUCUCUUCUCCUCAGAAUCCUUGUGGGCCUCAGACUCUGUAGUGUAUGGGAAAAUAUCACUGCCGAUUCCAACCACUGAGACCCAGGUAACAGAGACAGACUCUCUGCAGGAGAGGUUCAUAGCUCUGACACUGGAUCAGCCAGUAUCUAAACCAUUCACUCCUGUAUGAUGUGAAUCCUUGCAGCUAUUUGACUCUGCACUAUAAGAGAACCACGAGACUGGAUCUGCAGACUCCCUCCCUUUUAGAGAAGCAGAUUCAUCCUGAAGUGAUUCAGCAGCAAACAGCCACACAUGCAGUCAUUGCCGUGACAUACGGAGCUCAGGCCUUCCUUGUCCUUAAGGGUUUCUCAUCUCGGAAGAGAAGGGAAUUAGUGAAAAUGCUGAAGAACAUGAUUCCAACUUGUUCAGCAGAGGACGGAGCUCCAGAGCUACUGGUACCUGAACAUCCCAAAAACUAUUUCCCUGGUCUCUACUGCGCUUACUAUGGAGAUCUUGAGGCAGAGAAAGUGGUCAGGGGUUACAGACAGAUAGUAGACCUUUGGAAGUCCCUCCCUGAGCAGCUGGUGCCCAGUGGAGAGAAGGCUGGUCCUCUGAAAGUUUAGCUCUGCCCUCUGAAGAACCAACACCCUAAAGCAGCCUGCGUUAGGAAAAUGAUCCAGACACAGGCAUUGUGGUGUGUUUUACUCUCACAUCUCUGGGUGAAACAGACCUGUGUCUCUCGUCCCUGACACAGUAUCUUCAAUCGCUACAGAAACAAACACAGACCAGGCCCACGCACCUCUACCAGAACACUCAACUACCGUGGUUCAAGUCUGAGGAGAACAAGAACAGAGUAGGAAAAUUAUCACAAUCAUUCAGGUCUUAA
This is a messenger RNA of Coregonus sp. 'balchen', 1317 nucleotides long. NCBI's taxonomy places the organism in Eukaryota, Metazoa, Chordata, Actinopteri, Salmoniformes, Salmonidae. The record is from the annotation of a GenBank genome assembly.